Molecule: messenger RNA, 1208 nt
Organism: Glycine soja
Lineage: Eukaryota; Viridiplantae; Streptophyta; Magnoliopsida; Fabales; Fabaceae
Product: transcription factor ILR3-like
Exons: 5
Coding region: 194-895 (233 amino acids)
Biological process (GO): regulation of DNA-templated transcription; intracellular iron ion homeostasis
Molecular function (GO): protein dimerization activity; DNA-binding transcription factor activity
Source: RefSeq, a predicted model, not a curated record
UUGUGGUCACAUCCGACACUGUUGACACAUAGCCAUAGAUUCCCAUUUUGGCAGCCACUCUUUCUCUCUACCCUCCAACGUGCUCUCCUUCCAAUCACACUCACAAUAACAAACUAACCAAUUCAAAGUUCACACACACACAGCUUGGGAAGAAAAUCGAGAAUUUUCCGAGAAAAUCCGAAGAAGGCGGGCCAUGGUUUCCCCGGAAAACAGCAAUUGGCUGUUCGAUUACCCGCUGAUCGACGACGUUAUUCCCGUCGGCGACGCCUCCUUUUCCGUCUCCGCCUCCGCCUUCUCCUGGCCCCCACCUCCCGCCAAUGUCAGUGUUGAAAUUGAUGCUUCGCUUGGGGAUUCUGAUGGCCCCAAAGAUACUGCUUUGAAGAAAAGGGCUAGAUGUGAUUCAAGUACUGCUUCUAGCUCUAAAGCGUGUCGGGAGAAGUUGCGGAGGGAUAGGCUUAAUGACAAAUUUGUUGAAUUGGGCUCCAUCUUGGAGCCUGGAAGGCCUCCCAAAACAGACAAGGCUGCCAUUCUGAUUGAUGCUGCCCGAAUGGUAACACAGCUGCGGGAUGAAGCCCUGAAGUUGAAAGACUCAAAUACGAGUCUUCAAGAGAAGAUUAAAGAGUUAAAGGCUGAGAAGAAUGAACUUCGUGACGAGAAACAGAGGCUUAAGGCAGAGAAAGAGAAGUUGGAGAUGCAGGUAAAAUCAAUGAAUGCUCAACCUGCUUUCUUGCCACCCCCUCCUGCAAUCCCUGCUGCAUUUGCUCCACAAGGCCAAGCCCCCGGCAACAAGUUGAUGCCUUUCAUCAGGUACCCGGGAGUUGCCAUGUGGCAAUUUAUGCCUCCGGCCACCAUGGAUACCUCACAGGAUCAUGUUCUCCGUCCACCAGUUGCCUAAGUUGGCAUUGUACAAUUGUUUGGGCUUCCAUUUUGGCCCAAAAGUUGUAUUCGUUUUCCCAUAGCUUUUUAGUUAUUAUCUUCUAAGUGUUCCAAGUAACUGGAUUCAGUGGUGGCUUUGACUGUAUUUGGCUUCUGAUACUAUUAUGAAGUAUAAUAGCUGGUAUUUGCAUGUAAAUGUUAAUAAGCUUGUCUGGCUGUCUUCGCAGCGGCUUUAAUUGUUGUUACUGCUUUUGAUAUAACCCAAAGGCAGAACCAAAAUAAUAAUAACAAUAAUAAUAAAAGGUCAAGCACAGCAACUUGCCAUUUUCGAA